AUGGCAAAACACACCAAGAAGGUCAGAAUUGUCAGUAAAUAUGGGACCCAUUAUGGCAUCUCCCUCAGGAAAAUGGUGAAGAAAAUUGAAAUCAGCCAGCACACCGAGGACACUUGCUCCUUCUGUGGCAAAACCAAAAUGAAAAGAAGAGCUGCGGGGAUUUGGCAGUGUGGUUCCUGCAUGAAAACAGUAGUUCAUGGUGCCUGGACCUGCAAAACCACAUCUGCAGGCACAGUAAAGUCUGCUAUCAGGAGACUGAAGGAAUCAAAAGACCAGUAG
Choloepus didactylus (southern two-toed sloth) is the source of this 279-nucleotide messenger RNA. Its product is annotated as 60S ribosomal protein L37a-like. Gene Ontology annotation, cellular component: ribosome. Gene Ontology annotation, molecular function: structural constituent of ribosome. The record is from RefSeq and is a predicted model, not a curated record. The coding region runs from base 1 to 279 and encodes 92 amino acids. NCBI's taxonomy places the organism in Eukaryota, Metazoa, Chordata, Mammalia, Pilosa, Megalonychidae. Gene Ontology annotation, biological process: translation. The transcript has a single exon.